AUGCAAGGGAAGGGACUCACUCGACACCUUCAUCUGGCCGCCGCGCUCUUUAGUUUGCUCAAUGGUGCGUACGGACAGGGUGAAUUCACUCCCACCCCGGUCGCAAACCAUCCGAACAUACACACUCAUACUCACAUCCAUACCGAAUUCCCGCAUGAUGGCAGUGAUGUUUCUAUCGCCACGCCGGCAUUAGCAACUCCUCCAAACCCUACCACGAACGACUCAACGACACCCACACAUCUAUGUAGCUCCCCCCAACCAGCAUCCCCAACAGCUGUACCAUCAACGAAAGCACCCCCUCGAUCAGGCUCCUACCGCCUUCCUUCCAUCUCCGACAAACACACCUUGAACGAGAAAUUCAACCUCCCGUUCCCCACAAGAACUUACUCCGCCCCAGGCGUGCUCCGCUCAUACCUCUCGGCCCAGCGCGACCUGAGUGGGCGAUCCCAUGGGAACCAAAUCACCCAACCCAACAGGCCCAAGCCCCAUCGCCACUACCCCUCGAUCCGUCAAUUCCUCACAUCCCUUCCUUGCUCCUUCCAAACCACCAUCGCCCCGCUCUUCAAAUUCCUGAGGCACCCUCAACCCUACCUUGAGCGCAUAGUCGUCUCGCCCCUUUUCCGCGUCAAAGCCCAUGUGGGAGCCGAACUAAAUGCGCUGCAAGACCGGCUCAACCCCGUGGAUAUCUGCUGGAGCAUGCUGAAAUGGGCCUUCGAUAAGAUGUUGGAGGCGUUGAAGGAAUGGUGCUGGGAGCUUGUUCGCGAACAGCUGCCGAGUCGGGAGAGCUUCUGGUCUACCGUUACUGGACCAUGGCGUUGGUUUGGCGGCUGGGUUGAGUGGGUUACGAGUUACACCCCGUUCCUGUGGCGCCGGCCCUCCCUCCCCUCUUUCCGAUCACAAUCGCCGGGGUCUAGGCCAGUCUUUGAGCAUGAAUUCGAAGAUGUAUGGGGCCCCAAUCCCUUUACCUGGUUCAAAGUGGUCAUGGAAAAGUUGAAAGAAUUUCUCUGGUGGGUGAAGGUGAUCUUCUGGCUUGUUCUGACCUUGCUUGCUCUUUUAGCUGGCUUUCUGGGCUUUCACUACCUGGGCUUGCCGCUUACAUGGCUUGUACGGGCUAUUGUGGGCCCUGUUAGGGUGUUGUGGCGUGAUAUUCGUGCAUUCCGAGCACGGCGGCGGGGACACGAUGGGGCUAAGCUCUAG
Molecule: messenger RNA, 1197 nt
Organism: Bacidia gigantensis
Lineage: Eukaryota; Fungi; Ascomycota; Lecanoromycetes; Lecanorales; Ramalinaceae
Exons: 1
Coding region: 1-1197 (398 amino acids)
Source: RefSeq, a predicted model, not a curated record